Molecule: messenger RNA, 711 nt
Organism: Moneuplotes crassus
Lineage: Eukaryota; Ciliophora; Spirotrichea; Euplotida; Euplotidae
Source: the annotation of a GenBank genome assembly
AUGGAGUCCACCCCAGUUAAGCUCUAUGUUGAUGAUGGCAGCCAGCCUUCCAGAGCAUGCAUGAUCUUCUGUGAGAUGAACAACAUUCCUUAUGAGAAGGUCGAGACUAGACUCGUUAAAGGUGAUAAUAGGAAGGAGGAGUUCCUGAAGAUUAACCCUCUUGGACAAGUCCCUGCUAUGAAGCAUGGAGAGUUUUGUCUCAGAGAAGGCCAUGCCAUCAUGAAAUAUCUACAUGCCUCUUUUGACUGUGCAGAUCAUUGGUAUCCUGCCUGUAUCAAAAAGAGAGCCAAAGUAGAUGAGCUUCUCGAUUGGUACCAUUCUGUAUUGAGACAAGGAGCUGCUCCAGUUGUGUUCAAGACAGUCUUCUCUAAAUUUUUUGGAAUGAAGUUCCCAGAGGAUGAAAUCAAGAUGCAUCACAAGAUUCUGAAAUUGUCUCUUAAGAACAUUGAAAAUAUUUUCUUGACAGACGAUUUUCUUGCUGGGCCUGAGAUUUGCAUUGCUGAUCUAACCUUCUACAAUGAGAUCCUUCAGCUAAAGUAUGUUGAAUAUGAUUUAUCAAAAUAUCCAAAACUAUUAGCAUGGUGUGACAGAAUGGCAGCAAUCCCAGAAGUUCAAAAGAUUACCAAGGUCAUCCUCUCGUUCAUAAAAGCUUUUUUGGAUAAACCCAAAGCCAAAAUUUAGGUUUUAUCAAAUUAAUGACGUUUUUCAAUA